Limanda limanda (common dab) is the source of this 2618-nucleotide messenger RNA. Its product is annotated as RPA-related protein RADX. Gene Ontology annotation, molecular function: single-stranded DNA binding. Gene Ontology annotation, biological process: regulation of DNA repair. The record is from RefSeq and is a predicted model, not a curated record. Gene Ontology annotation, cellular component: replication fork. Lineage: Eukaryota; Metazoa; Chordata; Actinopteri; Pleuronectiformes; Pleuronectidae.
AUGCACCGCACUGUUAUUGUUGAUGCCGUCUCCAACAUGGCGGCUGCGGGCUGCGUCCUCCGCAGAACCCUGACCCGGUCCAGGUCCAGGUCCGGACCCAACCAGGAGUCCUCGUCCUCUCCCGCGGUCUGCAGGGACUUCCUGUCCGUGGUGGACCUGCAGCGCUACAGCAGAGACCAAGGGUCGUCCGUCUACUUCCCCCAGGCGGUGCUCAGCGGUGAAGACCUGUACGACGUCACACUGACGGACGGCGACUGCCGGCUGCAGGUGACUCUGGAUCCUGGUCUGAACCGGCUGGUGGAGAGACACGUCCUGCGGGUGGGCUCGACGCUACGCAACGCCACCUUCGCCCUCGCCAUGAGCGCUCAGUACCCAGCAUGCACCGGGGCCUCUGCAGAGACAGACAGCUACCGACUGGAGGAGGCGGAGGUCAGAGGGGACGAUGAGGACGGCGAGGACGAUGGCGCCCGGAGGUUUGACGUGGACGCCGACUCUCUGCCCUGGUUUGGAUCCUCAGACCCUGCAGGUGCUCUGGCUCCUCUGAGAGCCAAUAGGAGUGUGUUUCUCCCCCAGUGGAACAAUGUGGACUACAGUGGGGAGGUGUGGAGGGAAGCCCCGCCCACUGAGGAAGAGGCGGAGCAUGGAGAUGAUAAAGAGGAGGAGGAAGGGCAACGACCUGCUGUGACGGUGUCUGAGCUGCGUGACUCCUUCCUGUCUGGUCAUCGCGGCGUUGCCAGGGGCGCCGUCCAGCUUCGUCUGAUCACACGCAUCAUCAACAAGUCACACCUGAUGUAUUAUGGGAGAACCGACCGAAACUGUGAAUGUCCUUAUAAGGCGGUGUUGGAGGUGUGCGACCGGACUGGAAGUGUGUGUGUGGUGUUGUGGAACAGUGUGUGUGUCAACUGGUAUCACCAUCUGAAGCCGGGUGAUGUCAUCAGCCUGAGACGCUAUCGAGUCAAACGUCAUUACCAGGCUGAGCUGGACGAUAUAGAGAUCAGCGUCAACAGCAGGAAUCCAGCUGCUCAGAUAUCUGUUCUCCCAGAAUCCUCAGUUUCAACCGAGUAUCUCCCACCUGCACCAGCCUACAGCUUCUACAACAGUAAGGAUCUCCUGGACCGUCCUCACAGCACUGAGUGUGAUGUCAUCGGCCUGCUUACAUUCACAGGACGAGCAGAGCGAAUCAGGAGCAAGGAUGGUCGAGGGGCGGAGCUUUUGGAGUAUCGCUGGCUGCGAUUGGAGGACGGGACCAGCGAUCAGCCAAUCCACGUGAAGCUCUUCUCCACGUCUCAACCUGAUACACAACGAAACCUCCACCCAUUGUCUGUGGUCGUUUGUACGAGACUGAAGUUGAUCAAAUCUGCAAAUCAAAGUCACAGCUGCAGCUUCCUGACAAACACCAUCAACACUCAGGUGUACUGCACAGGACUGGGCCACCACUCAGAGAUGAGUUAUCGUAAACUCCGGCCAGUGCGACAGUUCCUUCAGUGGAUGAGGAGCCAGGAUGACACACAGGUGCUGAGCAGGGCUCUGAUUGGAGGAUUCUUCAUGUACCCACCUCCUCCGGUCUCCCUGGAAACGUACAUGAAAGAUCGAAGAGGUGAGCCGGGUUUCCUCAGAGGGGCGGAGCUUCAGAGGGAGCUGGAGAGGCUCUGUUAUCGGGAGAGACGCACCUUCUGCAUCCAGGCAACAGGAACCAUGGUUACGUACAGCCGCAGAGGAGAGGAGGAUCGCUCUCUGCUCUGGACGGACAGAGCUGUAUCUCGCUCCUCCUCCUUGUCCUCCCCUCGUCUCCUUACAACCUCCUCUCACCCGUCUCCCUCUCCGUCCCUCUCCUCCACUUCCUCCCUCCAGCCUCUCCCCUCCAGCCCUCAUUCCUUCAGACCCCCUCUCUCCCCCUCCUCCUCCCUCUCGUCUGUAUCUCCGUCCUCUCCGCCCUCCGCCCUCAGUCAGCUGACGCCUCGUCCGGUGGACCUCAGAGCAGCGAAGUCGUGUAAGAGGAAACUGCUGCUUCAUCCUGAAACUCCAAAGAAGAGACACCCGUCGGUCACACUACAGCCAGAACAAAACGACAACACAGUCAUCCUGUUCGAAGCCUCCAUGGAGUUUCUAGAAAACUCAAAUGCUGAUGAAGACGAGGACAGCGAUGAAGAUGAUGCCUCGUCCUUCGUCACCGCUCCUCUCUUUCCCGACUUCCCCCCCGUUGCCGAGGAGACACUGCCGAUGCGUUACGACCACGCCAGCAGGAAGGAGCAGGCUGUCGUCGUGGCGAUGGGAGGGAGGGCGGACCCUGGGAGGUUUGACCCCGCCUUCGAUGACUACUACACACUGAGACUGAGAGCUCUGUCAGAUUCUGUGUCGGUCGACGUCGUCUUCCUCCCUCAUUCCUCUCCUCCCGUCCUCCCUCACCCCAACACCUGGACCUCCAUCUUAUCCCACGGAGCCUUCUCUUCACAUGGACCUCCACCUUCACCAGCUGACCUUGUGGUCUUGGCGUCCCAGCUGACCAAUCAGAGGCUGGUGUGUGUCCUGGAGGCGUGUCACCUGGGGGGAACCAGAACUGAACUCAUCCUGAGCCGAGCGUUUCGGCUGCCCAACUGACACGCACACACACACACACG